ACGUAAUAUAGUUACGGCGGAUGUCUAUCUGUAUCUUAAAAUACGUGCGAGUUUUUCGUUCACGAGUAGGUGUAGAAACGUUAUACAAAGUUACAGCAUGAAAUAUUUCAUCUUUGCAUCAUUGUCUUUACUGCUGUUAAUGUCUGCAUCCGGAUCAAAAAAUGACGACGAGGAAUGGGUUAGGCUGCCUAAUAAGUGCGAAGUGUGCAAAUUUGUUGCUGUUGAAAUGAAAUCGGCGUUUGAAGAAACGGGGAAAACGAAGGAGGUGAUUGACACGAAGUACGGCUUCAUGGAUGGGAAGGGGUCACCGAUAAAAUACGUCAAAUCUGAUAUCAGAUUUAUAGAAGUAAUGGAGACAAUUUGUCAAAGAUUGAUGGAUUAUAAUUUGCACAAAGAAAGACAAGGAAGCAAUCGUUUUGCUAAGGGGAUGUCUGAGACUUUCCAGACCUUACAUAAUUUGGUUCACAAGGGUGUCAAGGUGGUGAUGGACAUUCCUUAUGAACUCUGGAAUGAAACAUCUGCUGAAGUUGCUGAACUAAAAAAGCAAUGUGAUGUGUUGAUAGAAAAAUAUGAAGAUGUGAUUGAGGACUGGUACAAAAAUCAUCAAGAUGAAGAACUUUCAACCUAUCUUUGCGAAAAACAUGUUCUGAAAGAUGGAGACAAAGAGUGCUUAAAUGAAACUUGGUCUGGGAAGAAAGGAGAUAUGGCCACUGUUGGGAAAAAGAAAAAGAAAAAGGGGGAAAAGAAGGAUGGUAGUAAAGGCAAGAAAAAGAAGCAGAAAGCAAAAGGAGCAAGAGAUCUUCAAACGGACGAGUCAGAUAUUUCUGAUGAUGACAUCCAAAAGAAGGUUCCUCUCACACAAGAUAAAACAGAAUUAUGAGUAUGUGUUCAUAACCACAAUGACAUAAGUAAAAGGAUAAGUUGUGUUUGAAAUUGACAACAUUGCCUUAUCUGUUUCAUUUUCAGGUUAUUAAGCACAUUUUGUAUUGGAAAUGUUAAAAUAAGAAGUUUGCUAACCUUUUUGUUACCAUGUGAAGAAUCCAUAGGAAAAUAUGACAAGUUCAAAUGAUGCUACUGUUCCAUACUUAAAUAGCUUUUGGGAUUUAUACUUUUUGAUUUAUUUAAAGGCAAAAUAUAUCGGUGUGUUUUUAUUGGGACGAAUGGAUGGAUGUUUGUGUAGUUUCUACUUUCAAACUAAAAUAAUUAAAACUUGGAAAGAUUUACACAUAAAACAAGAGAGAACCUACCAAAACAACUGUUUUAAUUAUAAUUCAAUUUUCUGUGUGUAUGUGUAUGAGUGUGUAAAUGUAGAAAUAAGAGAAUUCAUUCAACGAUCUGCAUUGUAAGAUACCUGAAAUUAGACUAUUUUUAAUCUAUUUAUGUAUUGUAGUAAAAACAAAAAUGUCAUUUAUCAUGUAAAUUGUGAACUAAAUUUGCCAGAGAAAUAAUUUACAUGUUUGUUUUGCUCAGCUUUGAAAAGGUUCGAAGUUAACAUUUACGCUUUUAUCUUUUUCCUUUUUUAACAAUGAUUUUUUUUCUUCUCCUCUCUUUUGUUUUGUUGGCCACAUUGCUGUGAUGCCCGUACAAUAAAUGCCAUCUCCUUGCUGCCGCGACUCGCACACAUUUGUGCCUUGUGUACUGUGCACAUGUGUUGGCAAAUGUGGUUCCUGCUAGCAUUUUCACAUUAAAAUACUUCACCAGCAGCAGCUAAGAUGUCAGCUUUUAGGGUCUUUUUGAAUUGUUUGAUUACGUUGUUGUCUUUCCUUUUGUUUUGAUAUCUUUGGUUUUGUUGUGUUGUUGUUUGGGUUCAGCCCUCAGUGUACAGGUAUUGGCGUUCCUCAGUCUGUAGCUUUAUCUUUUGUACAAGUGCAUUCUGGGGAAGUUCCUUCGAUUAGGCUCUCUUUAACCUCAAAGGACUCCUGAUUUAUUAUGGCUCUUUGGUACUUUGUUUGGUAGAUUCUCCUUGGCAUUAGGGCUGGCAGGGCACUCCCUACAAUCACUUGCUGUUAUCUUUCUUGAAAGAAAUGAAAAUAUCAGUGGCACAAGUUUUGUGCUUGGUACUGUUGUGACAGGUGUAUGCUGUAGAAAGGAAAUGGCGAAUCACAAGGUAAAAGGAGACAAUGCACUUCACAUCUUUGUUUACAUUCACUGUGUACUUGACUGUUAUUAUGGGAGGUAAGUCUGUGCAUUUUACAUAAUCGGUUAGCCGAAACUCUCUUCAGCUUGGCAGUGGUGUUCACCAUGAUCAGUAUUGCAUUGUUGAGAAAAAAAUGUCACCUAGGGUUGGAGUCCCACCCAGUGUCUGUGGGAAUACGUUUCCUGCAGUGUUAGUUUAAGAGAAGUUCUCUUCAGCAAGUGAAGUGCAUUCGUCUUUUCAUCGGAAUGAUUGAUCUUGUCACUGCCUGUGAAAAGUGUAUUUGAUUUUUCUCCUUCAGAGACAUCAGUUGACAUAUUGUAUUAAAAUGACAUGAAUCUAAUAUCGGAUGUAAAUAAAAUUGACGAAUAAAAAAGAAAGCUGUGAUGGAGACCUAGAGAUGUGUGUUACUAUGUAAAGAACUGGUUAUACAUGAAUAAAAAAAGCGGUCUGCUAA
Molecule: messenger RNA, 2591 nt
Organism: Polypterus senegalus (gray bichir)
Lineage: Eukaryota; Metazoa; Chordata; Cladistia; Polypteriformes; Polypteridae
Gene: cnpy3
Product: canopy FGF signaling regulator 3
Exons: 6
Coding region: 98-880 (260 amino acids)
Cellular component (GO): endomembrane system
Molecular function (GO): signaling receptor binding
Source: RefSeq, a predicted model, not a curated record